Messenger RNA from Miscanthus lutarioriparius, 705 nucleotides. NCBI's taxonomy places the organism in Eukaryota, Viridiplantae, Streptophyta, Magnoliopsida, Poales, Poaceae. The record is from the annotation of a GenBank genome assembly.
AUGGCAAGCUCAAGUGAAGCACCUGAUUAUGAUCCCAAGACUGAUCCAGCAAGGAAAGCGAAGUCCAAUGAUCCAGGUUGGAAAUAUGCCUACUGGCAGGACCCAGCAAGGAGAGACUGGGUGACAUGUAUCAUGUGUGGAAAUGAGGCUUUAGGAUGCCUAAAGAGGUUCAAGCAACAUUUGGCUGGUGGAUAUGGAGAUAUUGUCCUUUGUACAAAAGCUACCACUGAAAUCAGGAAAGAGAUGGAAGCUUACUUGCAAAAGAAGAGAAGAAGGCCUUUGUUCUUGGAUGGUAUUGAGGAGGAAGAUGGGGAAGAUGAAGUUGUGGAGGUGGCAGCAGCAGAUAAGAUUGAGGACAUUGGAAAGGACAAUGUUGUUCAAGUUGUGACCGACAAUGGCGCUAACUACAAGGCUGCUGGUUGUUUUAUUGAAGUGCUUGGAAGAAUGAUACCAAAUGUGGAAACACAAAUGAAGAUCAAUAGGCAGGCCAUUGAGUAUGAAGAGCAACGUGGAGAUGCCUUCUCAAACAAAAUGGCAAAGGAAAGCUAUGACAAAAUGAGUCCUCCUUCCUUCAAGGGGUUGUAUGCUACAUGGGAGAAGAGCUUUGGAAAGGAAAGAAAGAAAUAUGGGCUCAAGAAUUGGCAACAAACAAGUUUCACAUCAACACAGGACAGGUUCCAUCUAGAGCGUGAACAUGGACAGUAA